AUGAACGUAAUUGGGAGUGUAUUUCUCGGCGACGCUGCUCGAAGUCGUGUUCUUUCUCCAUCACCAACGUCUCCUCCGACAUCCCCAGCCCUUCAUACAUCGUCGGCUUUUAAGGGUCCAGCACCUACUCCGAUUGACCCACAGCUAUCGCUUGAGCUUCGUAUCCGGUGGUUAGAGGUCCUUCUUCUUGGAGUUAAGCAAGAUUCUGUUGAUCACAGUCGCGAUGGGAGAGAAGAUGCAAAGGCGAAAGACAAAGAAGGCGAGACGAAACGAGAGAACGACGCACUCGCAUUGAAGGCUGAACAACUCCAGAAGAAGUUUGAUUCGACCGUGGAGAGUAAUGAUGGGUUAAGGAAGUUCAUGGAUAGAUAUGACCAACAUGCACAAAUUCUGACACCUAGUUUUGCCCUCUCGGGUGCUUUUGCAUCGACUUCGGGACCGUCUUCACCUGGAUACGGCUCCAUGAGCUCGGAGGAGCUCGAUGCCCUUCUGACGGAAAUGGAGCCUGAGAUCCGCGCUGCUGAGCGAGACCUAAGGGAAAUUGAUGUUUUGGAGAAGAGAGGAGUGCUUGGAGCUGGAAAACUCGCUGACUAUGAGAGUUCGACUCCCCGAGUGGAUGCAUUAAGAAAGGCACAUGAAGAGGAUUUGGCUACGGUGGCCAAUAUCGAGCGACGAAUAGCGAAUGUACUAAGAGAGUACACUACACGUAUUGAUGCACUUUCAGAGCUCUUCGUAGAGUGGAACGACGUUCUUUUGGCUGCUGAAGAGAAGAUUACACGGCUUGAACGUGAGAAGACGGAGAGAGUCAAGCUAGGGUUUGAUGAGGCAGGAUAGUACGAUAAACUUUUUCAUAUGUUACAUUGUAUUAUGCUAUUAUACCCUGUAGAGCAAGGAAAUGUACAGAAGACCCAUUGUGAGCACUAAAUGAUACAUUAUGCGAGUGAUUGUGCAAGAACAAAAGACAAGAGGGAAAAAAUGGUGAAUAGGUCAAUAAAGAUUUUCAAAACAUCGAAUUAUCGUUUAGACUGAGUUCAGCGAAGUGCCACUUUACAGCCAUUCUUCCUCUCCUUUUAAUUAUUGCUUGGAUGGCAUCCUCGUCUUCUCCAUCGAGAAUUUCAUCCUCUUCAGCAGUCCACGGCUCAGACUUCCUUCCAAUGAUAGGCGCAUUAUGUGAAGGAAAACCGGAAGCGGCAUGUUCGCUUGAAGAAGACGAGCUCGGAGAGUCGAUUUGAGCAUACGAUGGUGACACAGCCAGGUCUACUUCCAUCUCUUCCUUCUCGCUGUCAUCAUCCUCGUCUCUUUGCAGACCGUCAGAGUUGGGAUUCAAUGGACUUCCUGUCAUUCCUGAGCUCCGUCGAGCCCGAUCACGCACGUAUCGUGCUGCCCUUGAAGCACUCGGAGGAGCAUAUUGGCUGCGUAGCUUGAUGAGGAACGGGUCCUCGUCGGCUGGGGUAAUGAAUAAUUCAGAGCGACGCCUCUGUGUGGCUGAACGGCUUUGAGAGGCCGAGAGUGCAGAAAGGUCCGUCUCACGUCUCUCCGGGCUCGAAUGAGCACUUGUUUCCUUCACCCGUUCCUCGACAACAUUGUCUUCAUCGUCCCUUCUUUUUUCAUUCUCAUUAUCUCUCGACUCCUCAAACGCACGUAUUGCCGCCUCUCGCAUCUUUGCGAUCGUCCGAUCGGUAGUUGGCAAGUCACCUUUUUCUUGAUACACAUUCCGUACCCAUUCUUCAGGAACUCCGUGAUUCUUCGCUAUUGCUUGAAUGUAAACCUGUAGUCCAACAUUGGCAAGUCGAAUGUGGUCCGCGGGAGAAAUUGAGAGGCCUUGCGGAAGUAUUGUUCUCGAUAAAUCGACUGUCGCCGUGAUAGAUGAGCGCCGAUUCUCGUUGGGAGUGCCUUCACGUUCAUCCUUUUCUAUCACUGGAGUAGUAGAUGACGGCGUUGAAAGACGAGAGGCAACGGCAACGGGAUUGCCUGCAAUGCUGCUACGCAAUGCUUUUCUCCUUAGGUCAAUCUCAGGCGGUCCUUGUGUCGUCGGGAAUCCAGCAAAUGUCUGUCUGCGAUCGUGCUUAGCAUCGGCAAUUUUAGUCUUGCCUUUGCCGUGUCUUUGACCCAUCUCCUUUUCUUUCCCAUUCUCUUGCUUUCGAAGACGACGUGCAUGCUCAGUAGUGAGGAAGGGAUCGCUCACAGUAGUCAGCGAAUCACUUGGAGUUGGAACUUGACUCUCGGACCAAUGCGUUUCUGAACGCCAAUCACGAAUAGUCUUUGUCUUGUCUGGCGAGGCGUUUGGAGUAGAUCGUGGGGCGGAGACGUGAAGUCUGGAUGGACCAGGCUCUGGUGCUGAACUUGCAGGGACCUGUUGUGAACGACGCGUUACGAGAACAUCCUUGGAUAGCUCUCUUUCAUUAGAAACGAUCGGCUUCACUGUUGCAACCACUUCUUCAACAGAUGGAGCAAUAGUUGACUUUUUCUGAUGUGACGAUGCUUUUGGAGUCUGCUUAGUAGAAAAGUUCGACAGUCUCACAGGUGAGGAAGUGACUGAGAUUUUCUGAGUGACUGAAGCCACACGGCUCCUCUCGGGAACCGAGGGAGGAGGAUCUCCCACGACUUUCUUCUUUCGCGCCGGCGGCCAUGGUUCAGUCGUAGAUAGGUCUUUAGCAUUGCGAGGAGGCUCUUCAUCGUCGGUAAUAACUUCAGUAUCGGAAGCGCUAUCGAGAUCAGGAAGCCGUUUCUGCGAUGCUGUUCGUCCAUAUGUGGGUACGAAAGACUUCGUAAGAGAGCUACUCAUAAAUCGAGGUGGAUCCCGUUUGGGUAGAGGCGGGGAUGUCUGCACGCCAUUUCGCCUGUUGCUUUGCUCAGCUCGUAUUGUCGAAGCCAAAGACUUUGAAGAGCUUGGUUGAUCAACACGCUGUUUCUCUGGAGAGGGUGAAGGCGUUUGAAAGUAAUCAUCGUCAAGUAUAGCUUUCGAUACUUUUCGUCUUGGAGCGCUCUCAUUUUGAAUCGGAACAGUCGGCUCGUCCACGUGCUUGUCCACUUCCUCAUGGUGAGCAGGGCCAGAAACUGGUAAUAUUUGGCUUGAUUCUCCUUCGAGAUUC
Molecule: messenger RNA, 3092 nt
Organism: Fomitiporia mediterranea MF3/22
Lineage: Eukaryota; Fungi; Basidiomycota; Agaricomycetes; Hymenochaetales; Hymenochaetaceae
Exons: 4
Coding region: 1-834 (277 amino acids)
Biological process (GO): cytoskeleton-dependent cytokinesis
Cellular component (GO): dynactin complex
Source: RefSeq, a predicted model, not a curated record